Jatropha curcas is the source of this 824-nucleotide messenger RNA. RefSeq names its product protein yippee-like At5g53940. Lineage: Eukaryota; Viridiplantae; Streptophyta; Magnoliopsida; Malpighiales; Euphorbiaceae. The record is from RefSeq and is a predicted model, not a curated record.
AAUUAAUAGUACGUUAUUAAUUGUAGAUCUUCUAUGGAUAAAGGUUAUAAGCGUAUACCACAAGUAAAAGCAACUAUUAUUAUGUAUAAUAAAAGAAAAAACGGAUGGUUGAAACGUAAACUUGUCCUAGGCAUUUGUUAUUUUUGUUAUUGACUGGUAGCUGUUACAAAUUCCUUUGGGGCGGCUGGCAUGCGAAGCCAGUUAUAGGAGAUUAGGAGUUGGAGCUGAUGGGGAGAAUAUUUCUGGUUGAUUUAGAUGGCAGGUGUUAUCGGUGCCGAUUCUGCGAUACCCCUCUCGCUCUCGCCGACGAUGUUCUUUCUCGGACCUUCAACUGUCGUAAAGGGAGGGCAUACCUAUUCAGCAACGUGGUGAAUGUAACAGUUGGGCCAGCAGAGGAGAGGAUGAUGCUUUCUGGUAUACAUACUGUGGAAGAUAUAUUUUGUUGUUGCUGUGGACAACUUCUUGGGUGGAAAUAUGUGGCAGCACAUGACAAAGGCCAAAAGUACAAGGAAGGAAAGUUUGUGCUCGAAAGAUGGAGGAUAGCUGAGGAGGUGACAGAAGAAUUUAAUUUAGAUGCUCGUCCUGGUUCAAGCGAUGGAGAAAGUCGUUAAGAAUAUGCUGCAAGAUGACAUACAACUUUUGGUUAAUGUAUAGUCUUCGGAGCCACAAGCUAUAAAUCUUUGAUGUGGUGGAUGAUCAUUAGCCUAUAUGCUGAAUAUUGAUGCCAAAUUUUGUUUGGAUACUUUUGAGGACUUCAACCAAUAUGGACAUACUAAACCAAAUAAAAAUUAAUAUUUAAUGAAUUUUUUUCUUUUGGGUUGUAA